Molecule: messenger RNA, 1137 nt
Organism: Ostreococcus lucimarinus CCE9901
Lineage: Eukaryota; Viridiplantae; Chlorophyta; Mamiellophyceae; Mamiellales; Bathycoccaceae
Exons: 1
Coding region: 1-1137 (378 amino acids)
Biological process (GO): positive regulation of G2/M transition of mitotic cell cycle; G2/M transition of mitotic cell cycle; positive regulation of G2/MI transition of meiotic cell cycle
Cellular component (GO): cytoplasm; nucleus
Molecular function (GO): protein tyrosine phosphatase activity
Source: RefSeq, a predicted model, not a curated record
AUGGACGCCGAGGCGAAGCGACGGCGAGUGACGGCGGAGGCGUCGUUGGCGUCGCCGCCGACGGUGCGCGCGCCCGCGGGGGCGUUUGAAACGCCGGCGCGCGGGAAGACGGAUGGGGAGGCGCGGGACGGCGGCGCGAGCGGGGCGUCGACGGCGACGCCGCUGCCGACAAAGAGGAAAGCGCGCGCGGGCGAAACGGGGGAAGGGAUGGUUUUUGCGGCGAUGCCGACGUUCGCGCGGGCGCUGAGAGACGCGUCGAACGCGAAUGGGGCGGAUUGGGCGCGCGCGGAGGACGCGCGGGCGGCGACUCCGUGCCGCGGCGGGCGACCGUUGGCGUCGCCGCCGCCGAUGAAGGCGUCGACGUCGCCGCCGGCGCCGCCGCGAAAGCAGGCGCUAUCGUACGGGAUGUCGUACGGAUACACGCCUUCGCGAGGGGACACGCGAUACGAUGCGAGCGAGCGGGUCGAUUGCGAGGAGCCGGCGACGCCGGCGCUCGCGGGACCGUGCGCGAUGAUUCCGAGCGCGUUGGACGCCGCGCUUGGGUUGCCCAUGAUCGACGGCGCCGCGCUUCGCGCGUUAUUAGCGAAUCACGAGUCCGGUGGCGCCGGUGGGCCGGAAGUCGUCGCCAUCGAUUGUCGAUUUCCGUUCGAGUACGCGGGCGGCCGCGUGCGCUCGGCGUUGAAUCUGUAUUCGCCGACGGACGUGCAGAAAUUUCUCGCGUCUCGCGCGACGACGAGCGCAAACGUAGUGUACGUGUUUUACUGCGAGUUCAGUAGCGAACGCGCACCGCGCAUGUGGCGACACGUGCGGAACUUGGAUCGAAGAGAUCACAUGGCUACGUAUCCGGCGCUCUCGUUUCCGCACACGUACGUCUUGCAGGGCGGCUACAAGCACUUUUACGAAUCCUUUCCAGAGUGUUGCGAGGGCGGUUUCGUGAGCAUGUCGGACACGCGCUACACCGACGCGUGUCGCGAGUUCACGUCGCAAAGCCGAGAGGUCUGGUUCGUCGCGCAGCGCGCGAAAUCGAUGACGCACGCGCCGUCGCCGUCCGACGAAGCUUUGUUUCGAUCCGCCGAGCGAUUUCGAGGCGCCGUUCGCGGACGAGGCAUCGAUUUCACGGGCAUGGACGACGAUUGA